Messenger RNA from Nicotiana tabacum (common tobacco), 705 nucleotides. RefSeq lists its product as uncharacterized. The record is from RefSeq and is a predicted model, not a curated record. NCBI's taxonomy places the organism in Eukaryota, Viridiplantae, Streptophyta, Magnoliopsida, Solanales, Solanaceae.
AUGCAUAGGCAGCUCAAAUUCCAGUUCAUAGGCUUGAUGGAACCAAAGCAACAAAGGAAAAAGCUAGAGAAAUAUCGGAGGAAAAUUGACUUUCCACUAGCUAUUUCAAAUGUGUCAAACAAAAUUUGGGUAUUCUUUAGUGAAAGAUUUGAAUUAACAGUGGUCAUGGACAUGGUAAAACAGCUGACUUUAAAGGUGUUUGAUAUUGAAUAUCAGCAAGAAUUCUACCUUACCAUGGUGUAUGCUAAAUGCGACGCUAUUGAAAGGACUGAACUUUGGGAUUCUUUGUAUGCUCUAGGAAGUGACAUGAAUCUUCCAUGGAUUGUAGGGGGAGAUUUUAAUGUGAUAUGGGAGGAAGAAGAGAAAUUCGGGGGAUUAACAGUCCACAUCAACGAGGUCGAUGACUUUCGAUACUAUAUUAACACUAGCAAUCUUUUUUAUCUUGGUUUCAAAGGGAGUAUUUAUACAUGGUGGAACGGAAGGGCUGAAGAAAACUGUAUCUUUAAGCGUUUGGAUAGGUGUUUGGCAAAUCUCGAAUUCCAGAAUUUAUGGCCUGGAAUAGAGGUGGAGCAUUUGACAAAAAUUCGGUCAGACCAUAGUCCUUUGCUAAUUAAACUAAGUCCAGAAGUGGCACCAAUUAAGAAAUCCUUCAGAUUCUUAAAUUUCUGGUUAAAACAUGAGUCCUUUCACGAAGUUGUUAGAUAG